AUUUGAAUCGCGUCCUCCGCAAAAGGCUCACCUCCUCCUCCCCGAGACAGCAUAAGCAUCCGCGCGCGUCUCCUCCCGCUCGGCUUACCCCCUCACGAAGCAAGCAGACACUCCUCUGAUCCUCUCUCUUCUCACCGCCGUCUCCUCAGCAGCCACUCCUGCCUCUCGCUGCCGUCUCCUCCGAUCCGAUUCCACCGGCGAGAGGCGAAUUCGUGCGCUCCUGUUCUUCAGGAACUCCGAUGGCGAUGGGAUCUGUCGCGGACCCGUACGCGCUGCGGUGUGUCUCCGAUCUGCCCCCGCCGUUCCGCCCCGUGUUCGGGUUCAGAUACUUUAAUUCCUUGCAAAGCGAGUGCUUCCAUGCGUGCUUCUUCUCGGAUGUGAACAUGGUUAUCUCCGCGCCUACUGGGAGUGGGAAGACUGUGCUAUUUGAGCUCUGCAUUCUGAGGCUCCUCUCCAGCUUCCUCUCACCAGACUGGAGGUUCAAUUUGAUUAAAGGAACUCUGAAAACAAUCUACAUUGCUCCCUCCAAGGCAUUGGUGCAGGAGAAGCUGCGGGACUGGAACACGAAGCUGGGCUCAUUGGGGAUCAAUUGCUUGGAGAUGACUGGUGACAAUGAAUUCUACGACAAUAAAUCCAUAAACGAUGCUGAUUUAAUCCUCACCACUCCUGAGAAGUUCGAUUCUAUGAGUCGUCAUGGUAUAAGAGACGGUGGAUUGGGUUUCUUCAGUGACAUUGCUCUGGUACUUAUUGAUGAAGUUCAUCUCCUGAAUGAUCCGCGUGGAGCUGCCUUGGAAGCAGUUGUCAGUAGAAUAAAAAUGCUUUCCCGCCUUGGCAACAUGAAAUCUGCUCCUUUGGCAAAUGUUCGAUUAAUAGCUGUUUCUGCCACUAUCCCUAAUAUUGAGGACAUAUCGGAGUGGCUCCUAGCACCCCCAGAAGGAAUCAAAAGAUUUGGAGAAGAAAUGAGACCAGUGAAGUUGACAACCAAGGUCUUUGGUUAUGCUCCAGCUAAAAACGACUUCUUGUUUGAGAGGAGGCUGCAAAGUUUCAUUUUCGAGAUACUGAUGCAACAUUCAAGAGGAAAGUCUGCACUUGUUUUCUGUUCUACAAGAAAAGGUGCACAAGAAGCAGCGCAAUGCCUUUCACAAACUGGAGCAUCGCUUGGCUAUUCCAAUCCAUUUAUGAAAUCAAUGCAGCAGUAUGAACAUCUAAAGGAAGCUUCCCUAACCUGUAGUGACAAACAACUGCAGGCUUGUAUUGUACAUGGAGUUGGUUAUCACAAUGGUGGUCUUUGCUUAAAAGAUCGGAGUCUUGUUGAGGGGCUUUUCCUCAAGGGUGAUCUUCAAAUUAUAUGCACAACGAAUACUUUGGCGCAUGGCAUCAACUUACCUGCACAUACAGUAGUGAUAAAGUCAACACAGUUUUUCAACAAAGAGAAGGGCCUAUAUGUAGAAUAUGAGAGGUCCAUGGUGCUUCAGAUGUGUGGGAGGGCUGGACGUCCACCAUUCGAUGAUACUGGAACAAUUAUAAUCAUGACAAGAAGAGAGACAGUUCAUCUAUAUGAGAACCUUCUAAAUGGAUGUGAAAUGGUGGAGUCUCAGUUGCUGCCAUGUGCAGUGGAGCAUCUAAAUGCAGAAAUUGUUCAGCUGACAGUAUCUGACAUAACUUUGGCAAUUGAGUGGAUCAAGUGCUCGUAUUUGUACAUCAGGAUAAAAAAGAAUCCUGAGUACUAUGGAGUUAAGAGAGGGAUUAUUUGUGACCUCCUUGGAAAACAAAUCCAAGAUAUAUGUGUUGAGAGGAUCCAUGAGUUGGUGGAGUAUGGACUGAUUUGGACAGACGAAGAUGGUUUCCUUCUACAACCGUUAGAACCAGGGAGGCUGAUGACAAAAUUCUACCUGAAGUUUGAUACAAUGAAGCUCAUUGUCAAAGCUUCUGCCUGUUGCAGUUUGGAAGAUUUAUUGCAUAUCAUCUGUCACUCUGCAGAGAUUACUUGGAUCCAACUACGCCGAAAUGAGAAGAAGAUUCUAAAUGAUAUAAACACUGACAAAGAGGGAAGACUCAUAUUCCAUAUUGUCAUGGGGAAUGGAAAAAAGAAGAAGCGUAUCCAGACAAGAGAAGAGAAAAUAUUCUUACUAGCAAAUGACUGCUUAACUGGGGACCCCCUAAUCCAUGAUUUAUCCCUCAACCAGGAAACAAAUUCGAUAUGCUCAAAUGGACGUAGGAUUGCCAAAUGCAUGAGAGAAUACUUUGUAUACAAAAAGAGUUAUAGAUCUGCCAUAAAUUCUAUGAUCCUUGCAAAAUGCCUACACCAAAAGCUCUGGGAGAACAGUCUAUUUUUGCUGAAACAACUGCCUGGAAUUGGAAUUGUAACAGCAAAGGCACUGAAGACUGCUGGAAUUUAUACCUUUGAGAGCUUGGCAGCUGCUGAUGCUAGAAAGAUAGAAUUGGCAACAGGGCGCAAUUAUCCAUUCGGGAAUCAUAUAAAAGAAUCAUUGUCAUCCUUACCACCCAAAAUUGACAUAAACAUAGAGGAUGCUGGAAACAGAAUGGGAAAAUCAACCAUUAUUGUAACACUAACUCGUCUAUCACAGGCAGUUCAAUCGAGUAAAUGCAAUUAUGCAGACAUGGUUGUGGGCUCAGAGGAAGAUAAUGUGAUACUCUUUCAUGAGAAAAUAAGGACUCAGGAUUUUUUCAGCCCAUAUUCUGUAAAACUUUUUGUGCCAUGUCCCCAGAAUGCACGGGUCACUCUGAAGAUUGAUCUGAUAUUUGAAGAAUACGUUGGUCUUGAUGUCCACAAGAAGCAUGUAGUCAGCAGGAAAGAUGAUUUGCAAGUGACCAAAGAGCGAGGGAUAGAUAAGCCUGAACCUGUGUACAAUCUCCCUGCAGAGAUUUGUUUGGUGAGCUCCAGAACAACUCGAACAACACAAUCUCAGUCUUAUACUGGACAGAGCCUGCUUUGUAAAGAGGUAUAUGUCAUAGAAGAUGCUGCUGCUGUCAGUGCUCCAGAGAAAGUUGAUAAUGCGCUGGGCACCAGAAAAUUUAACAACCUGGCUUCACUGGAGGUCCCCAGCUUUGAUCUACUGCCUGAAGAAGACGAUGGAGAUAUACAAACUGCAUCGAUUCCUGAACCAGCAGAGGCAGGAUGCAAAAGUGUCACAAACUACACGAUUUUUGAUCACAUACGCAAGAAAUCCAAAGACUUCCCCACUCUGAUGCCAUCGAAAUCCAUGGAUAGCUCUUAUGAACCUCUGAUACUGAAGAAGAUGAAGAUAUCAAGGGACCAGUUUGGAGCAGAGCAGAGCAGUCUGUAUGCGGACGGGGUCACGCCAAUGGAUUCUGAACCGAAUGAGCCUAGGCUCUCUCCAACCAAUACUACUGAGAAGUGUCGCAGGAUCCUGACUAGAACUUCAGAGAAGAGCCGCGUGCUGUUUACAGGCAAAAGGGACAGCCCAUCUGAGAAGAGCAAGAUGCCGAGCACAACUCCAGACGAAAGCUCUCUUCGGUUUCUAGGUGAAAAGGAGAACCCAUUGGAGAAGAGCAAGAUCCUGAUCAGGACUCCAGAUGAAAACUCGCCCCAGUUUGCAGCUACAAGUGACAGCCCAUCUGACAAGAGCAAAUUCUGCUUCAGCAGUCCCCUUCCAUGUUUCCAGGCUACGCAAUGUACGAAGGAAGUCCGAGCCGCAGAUCAACCCUUCAAUAUUCAGGACUAUUGCAAGGAUAUAUUGGGGAACACAAAGGACAGCGAGAGCGGUGAGUCUUUUCUUGGUUUCAAGAGUGUCUUUUCCUUUCUUUAAUUUGCUAAAGAUCUUUGUAUAGGGCAGUUCAAUGUUGUGCUCAAAACAUGUGUUGUAACAUGGCAAAGCAUUUUAGUCGUCUUCUGUUAGUGAAUGUGCCGGAUCUAAAUAAGUCCUCCAAUAUCC
Molecule: messenger RNA, 3917 nt
Organism: Phragmites australis (common reed)
Lineage: Eukaryota; Viridiplantae; Streptophyta; Magnoliopsida; Poales; Poaceae
Product: ATP-dependent DNA helicase MER3 homolog
Exons: 27
Coding region: 240-3791 (1183 amino acids)
Molecular function (GO): nucleic acid binding; ATP binding
Source: RefSeq, a predicted model, not a curated record